AGGAUCUCAUAUACCGUGUCAAACGAUGUCUCUUUGACUUAAGACAAUUUGUAUUUGUAUAUACAUCCUUCUCAUCCUGCAAACAUGGUUUAAACUUUGGUACUAAAAUAAUUAAUUUUUAAAAGUAACUAGCAAUCACGACGCUUAGCGUCUUAAAAAUUACAAAAACAAAGAAGGCUUAUUCAGUAUCAUUAUGUAUGUAUAAUAAUAUAAACCAUCAUCGUCUAUAAUGGACGCAAUAAUGGAUUUUGAUAUCCGGGACAUCAACAGAUGCCCGGUAGCGUGUGUCUUGAAAAUAGGUAUAUUUAUAUGCAUUGGUAUCUCGGUUUUGUGUGUACCACUCCUGAAGCCUCAUGGACAGUCGCGCAAUUACCACCGGGGUAACACCAUGGGCAGGGAUGCCUUGUGCUUCUGUUGUGACGCCUGUGGCUGGGUGGCUCAUUUUGUACGCUUUAUAUUACAUAUAAUAGAAUAUGUGAUUAACUCAAUUAUGUCAAUCUUCAAAUAUUGUGUAUCAGUGAUUUCAUCCAAACUUGGAAGAAAUAAAGGGAAUCAUGUAAAUGAGGGUGAUGUAUGCCAAAAAGGAAUAGAAAUUAAUAAACAAGAGAAAUAUAAAGCUCAGAAGUAUAGAAGGCCUAAGAAUCAAUGCAGAGAAGAAGAGUGUCCACCAUCAGAUGAUGAUGUCUCUGUCUCACCAUCGUGGGAGACGGAAUCAGAAUCCUCUGAUUCAAGUGGUCAUCCGAAUUGUGAUAGAUGUUCCAGAUCAUUAAGUGAAUGUGUAGGUGAUUGUCCAGUUAAAGCGAAGCACUGUGAUGCUAGCUGCACAAGCGAAGUUGAGAUAUUACAAGCGUAAUAAGUAUGUUUACAUAACAACGCUUGUUUUCUUGAGAUUUUCAGUUGCAACGUACAAUAAAAUAAUUUGGACAAGAACUUACUAAAGAAGUUUGAAGUUAAAUAUAAAAUUUCGAUUCCAUGUUCAAAGCAGGAAAAAUAAAUAUAUAUUUUACUGUAGACAUAUUUAGAGCAACAUUACGUUUAGUUACAAACAUUAUGGUGAUAUUCAAGACACAAGGGAAAUUUUUUAAAUGUUCACUUUACUUUUACAAAUAUUUUUUUACUAAACACAUCUCUGUUCCGCGAUUUAUAUUGAAAUUGACGAAAUAGUACUUGAUGUUUUUCUUGUGAUCAUGAAAUUAGUAAAUACAUUUUGAGAUAU
Molecule: messenger RNA, 1216 nt
Organism: Plodia interpunctella (Indianmeal moth)
Lineage: Eukaryota; Metazoa; Arthropoda; Insecta; Lepidoptera; Pyralidae
Exons: 5
Coding region: 230-853 (207 amino acids)
Source: RefSeq, a predicted model, not a curated record